AUGGCCUUCUUGAACCCCUCCGCCGAGCCCUUUACCCCUCCCAAGCUUGACAGUACCGCGGUAUCCGAUGCGGUCAAUGAGCUACCGCCAAUUGACGGCGCCGAGGGGUUCUCGCUCAAUGAGCUAUUCGCCGCCCUGCUUCCCCACCACCAGCUGCGAUUCGAACGCGGGAACGUCAAGGUGUACAAGCCAAAGAAUCGAGCCCAUAAUAUCUCCUACGUCGUCAUUCAAGGAGAUGGAUCAGUCGAAUCACGCUCGAGACUGAGGCGAGAAGUCGAAUUCUUGAAAAGUGACCCCUUAAUCACGCGCAAGCAUGUCAAGAUCAUCGCUGAGAUUGUAGAAUUGGAGACCGCUCCCGACCACUCUCAUCCUUCCAUCCGGGGUCACGUCGCUGUUCUGGACGAUCCGGGCUACCCACCGGUCAGAAUGCUGAGGGAUGACGGCCGUCCGCUCGAUGCCUAUCAGAACCUGUAUGAGGACCGUCGACUCCCCGAAGCUACAGUCAAGAGUCUUAUGACCCAGCUACUCUCGGGACUGGAGUGGAUCCACUCGAAAGGCAUCAUUCAUCGGGAAAUCCAGCCUAAGCGGCUCAUCGUCGAGGACGAUGAGAAUGGCGACGCAACCCUCAAGUUAUCGGAUUUCGGAAGGGCCAUCAAUGCGAGCGAAGUCAAUGAGCGAUACUUGCAAGGCAUCCCUUAUUACAGGCCGCCCGACGUCCAUCUCGGCUCCAUCUCAUAUGGGACAGAGUAUGACAUCUGGAGUGCCGGGUGCAUAUACACUGAGAUGCUUCGAGGGGAGCCGCUCUUUCAGAGCAGACGGCGUCAUCUCAUCAAACAGGUAAUCGGGGUAUUCGAUUUCCGGGGGUCCCAUCAGGAGCUCGAACGUAGCCGCCGACUGGCAGCUCUGCCUUGGUCUGUGGAAGACGCGUCGUGGCCGUGGUACACUCCGAAGGGCUACACCGAUAUCCUUGGUAGAUUCUGGAAUCCGACCUCUGCGGCCUUCUUGAACGGCUUCCUGCAAUUCGACCCCGAAGCCCGAGUCUCAGCGACCGAUGCCCUCAAAUCCCCAUACAUCCUUAAGAAACCGAUCCAGAUCGCUAAACCCUCCGCGCCUCACAUGAAGAUCGAGGAAGAACAGCAAGAGCUUGAAGCGCCACAAACCGAUUCGUCUCCCGUUAUGGUCGAUUCCGACCAAGACAUUUCGCUGAUCGGGUUGGACGAGGCGAAGGAGGUGGAUGGGAUCACCGAAACGCUGGAGUCACUCUUAGGGCUGUGCUAG
Molecule: messenger RNA, 1278 nt
Organism: Dioszegia hungarica
Lineage: Eukaryota; Fungi; Basidiomycota; Tremellomycetes; Tremellales; Bulleribasidiaceae
Product: kinase-like domain-containing protein
Exons: 8
Coding region: 1-1278 (425 amino acids)
Biological process (GO): protein phosphorylation
Cellular component (GO): nucleus
Molecular function (GO): ATP binding; cyclin-dependent protein serine/threonine kinase activity
Source: RefSeq, a predicted model, not a curated record